UAUGAUUUUCACGAUUUUCCGAAUCGAACUUCACGUUUCUUGUCUUAUUCUUUCUCUUUGUCGCAUGUGAUUUAUAAAACGAUCGGUGAACAAAUUUUUUAACCAAGAUAAACAGAUCGCUGGAAACCCGAAACAUUACAAGUAAUAAAAAUGAAGCAUUUCUAAGAAUUUAGUUUUUUGAAUUUAGUUUAUUGAAUUAUUUACUGAAUACAGUUUAUUGAAUUACGGGAUAUCGAUGUUGCGAAUGUCGUUCCCAUCGAAGCCUUGUAUAAACCUAAUCUUAUUAGACAUUUUAAGCCGUAAUCCGCGUAUUGCUGUUAACCGAAGAAAAUUAUUUUCAUUUCUCUACGAGAGAAAAAUGUUUGUUGCGAGAUUCAUUUUUAUUUAGUAUUAUAAUAAAUAUAUUGUUAUUAUUAUUUUUUUUUAUUAUUAUUGUUAUUGUUUGUUGUUGUCGUUAUUGUUAUUGUUAUUGUUAUACAUAGAAAACUAUUUCAAGAGAGAACUGUUAAUCUUUAAUUUAUACAUUUACCUUUUUUUUUGUAAUACCCGCGUAAAUUCGAAGAGUUCUUUUGUUUUGUUUCAAAAAGUCAAAUACUCUAUUCAAAUUAUUAAAAAUAUUAAUAUUAUUUAAAAUACUUUUAAAAAUUGAAUGAUGAUUGAUGAAAUCCAUUAGCAAUAGCAACAGAAACUUCUUGUUUUUAAUAACUCAAUUUAAUGACAAUAACAAAUUUGCACUUGUUGUUUGCUCAAAUAUUAAAAUUAGGAAAGAUUCCUACAAGUUCUAUCAUAUAUUCGUAAAUAUAUAUUAACAUUGCUUUCGAAACGUAAUUGUACUAUUUAGUGCUGUAUAUGGAAUGAUCGAUGUAUCAUAUUAAACAAGAUGUCUGGAAGGCAACGUGGUCUAUUCCGAAUGAUAUUUAGAGAUUUUUUAGCAUCAAUUAGACCUACCAUUAAUAGACCAAAGUUGAUGGGAGAAGAUUAUUUUGGAACUAAAUAUUAUGAAGUAUCAAUAAAUUCCACAUCUAAAAAAAAGAGACCUUCUCGAUAUUUUGAAGCUAUAAAUGAUGAUUUUGAACAAGAAAUACCUGCAGAAUGGGAAGCUUGGUUGAGACACCGUAGGAAGGAACCACCAACUUUUACAGAAAUUGAGACAAAUUAUAAAAUUCAAGUAAUUAAGAAAUUGAAUGCAGCUGAAAAAUUAGAAGCUUCUAAAAAGGAAAUAGAAGCUUUGAAGAAAACUGAUAUACCUGUUGAAAAACGUGGAUAUGAAAGCUUUCCUACCUACGAGGAAUAUAGUCCUACAAAUAAAUUAGCUGAAUUAAAAUCUAAGUUAAAACCAAAAUAGCUUAUUGUUGAUAAUAAAUGUAUGUAGGUAAAUAAAAAAUAAAAAAAGAAUAUACACUUGUGUUAUGGUUAUAA
This is a messenger RNA of Vespula vulgaris, 1419 nucleotides long. RefSeq names its product NADH dehydrogenase [ubiquinone] 1 alpha subcomplex assembly factor 2. NCBI's taxonomy places the organism in Eukaryota, Metazoa, Arthropoda, Insecta, Hymenoptera, Vespidae. The record is from RefSeq and is a predicted model, not a curated record. The transcript has 2 exons. Gene Ontology annotation, biological process: mitochondrial respiratory chain complex I assembly. Gene Ontology annotation, cellular component: membrane. The coding region runs from base 881 to 1345 and encodes 154 amino acids.